This is a messenger RNA of Xyrichtys novacula (pearly razorfish), 3272 nucleotides long. The record is from the annotation of a GenBank genome assembly. NCBI's taxonomy places the organism in Eukaryota, Metazoa, Chordata, Actinopteri, Labriformes, Labridae.
GAGUAUCAUUUACAUAAAGAGGAAGCCAAAUAGGUGUGUGUGUAAGGGACAGAGCUGGUAUGAUGUUGUAGGGGCGCAGAUCAGGUUCAUAUCCUGUAACUGACUGCAAAGACAACAAGAAAGAGAAGCUCUGUCUCUCAGUUUGCUGUCCAGUUUGCUUGGUUAUCAUGGACGCCAGUUUCGUGGUGGAAAACAUCUACCUCCUGGUCAUCGUCACCCUCCUAAGCGUACUCCAAAAUGGUGAGGAAAACUACAAGUGUCUCAUGUUGCGAAUAAAUCUUAGAAAUUUAGAAAAUUAUAUUUCCAAUAAUCAUGUUUUUUUGUUUGUAGCUUUUUUUGCCUUGAAGGUGGAGAAAGAGUGCAACAGUCGAAAUAUCCAAACGGCUGCUCUCGAGAGAGUUUCUUGUGCCAAGUAAGUGCCCAUGCACGUCACACCCGUUUUUUUCCAUGUAAGAAAACCUGGGAUUGAGUUUGGAUUAAUUUUGUUUCUUACUGUAACUUACAAACUUUCCAUUAGCUUUCCAUUUCCCUGUUUUUUUACUUUCAUUGAGAGACAGAGGGCACAUAGAAACGGGGGGAGGCUGAUUUGAAUGUGUUCCAGGAAGGCAACAAUGAGCUUUAGAAAAUAUUUUUAACAUCAGGGACAUUACACAUACACUUAGCAUGGAGUGAGUGAACAGUUUCUAACUUGUGUCACUGACAACAAAUCGACAAGUAAAAGUAUUUUAGAAAGUCAAAAUCAAAUAAAUAUUUUUAUUACUCAGGAAAAACAGACUUUUGAUGCAGAGUAAAAAGUUCUCAACAUACAAAGUAAUUUGGUUUAUUAAGGCUUUCUGAAAACACCGCUUGUAACCAACCAAGAGAAUAGAUUUGUAUUGUAGUCAAUGAAUAAUCUAUAAAAGACACAAUCACAAAUCACUGCCCCCACUAGAUCUCUCAGACCUUUAGUUUGUAACGGACAUAAGUUUCUCUGUCAGAACAAAAAGCAAUCCUGCACUUCCUUAUUUUAAAGGAAGUAUCUGAGCCACAUCGUUUCUUGUAGGCCAAGUGGAAAUUUCAAAAUAAAUGUACUAACGGUAGCCUCCUGAAUGUGAUGCAAACGUUUGAUGACAGUUUUAAGGCUGACUUUUCAUAGCUGUUACUCUUGUUUAGGGGCUUUACUACAUUUGUUAAAUGUAACAAAGUGUUUAACCACUUUAAAAACACAAUGAGGUCAAGAACAUUUAAGACAAGUCAGAAAAAUUCAAACUCCCAUUGGUUACAGUUUUCUGGUGAUUUGUCUCCAAACUCUAGACCCUCAUGCACUUAAUUUUUUUAAUGAAUUUCCAGAGACAUGUGGGACUGUUAGGUUUUGAAGGGAAACUCUGUGCAACACAUUGCUCUGACUAUUGCAACUUAUUGCAACAGACGGCACAACUGAGCCUGCUCUCAGAGUGGGAUCAGUUUUUCCUGGACACCAACAGUCAGAGAGCCACAUUAAGUUUUUUUUUUUUGUUUUGUUUUUUUUUAAUCCUGCGUAGUCUUUUAUUUCCUGCUCUAAUCAGGAGUUUUGUAACAUUUCCCGAAGGCAGCAGUAUAAAAAAGGCUCAAGGUCCCCAUGCAGUUGCUUAAGAUUUUCAAUGACAUGACCUUGUAUAAUUUGUACAUCUUUUUUAUAGUCGUAAUUGUAUGGACGCCUACGCGACUUUCCUGGCAGUGAUGUGGUGUGCCGGUGUUUGUCUCAACCAAGGUAAUCAUUAAUCAGCACUGGAAACACUGUGUGAACAGCAGGGAGAUCAAUCAGCUGAGGUCAGGAAGUGUUUAAUUUACACAGUAGGUUGAACCUAUCUAUAUUAUAUUGUAGCUGAGCUAUUUAUGGCAUGUUUUCAGUUUAUACAGUAGGCUGAACCCAGACAUGAAGAUUAGCUGAGCUAUAAUGCUUUCAGUAUGCAGAGACCAAAACAACACACCUACUGUAUGUCAGUAUGUGCUUGUGUGGAUGUGUUUUUCUCUUACAAUUCUGCACGGACUUUAGCUCCAGUUCAGCCUCAUAGGUGUGAGUGGUUUAAAACAGUAAACAUGGAGAUUAUGACUGACCUCCUGAGUGUUGGUUUAGCCCUAUCAAAGGUUGUGAAGGAAAUUUGUACAGGAAGAAUCUUUUUUGGACACCAUUAAACUUUUAAAAACAACAUUAGUCAUGCCAAAGUAUCUUUACCUUCAAAAUGUGCAAAUGAAUCCUAACUUUCACCACUUGAGUUGAGAUACAGACUUUUUUUCAAAUGUUAACCUUUUACUGAAUAAAGUCAACACCGGCUGCUCUUUAGAGCAAAUGUAAACACUUGUUUCAAUAACUUUUUGUUCCUUCGACAAAAGAUGUUUUAACCUAUUGAGUCACAUACUGGCAUAUAAAAGUGGCACUUGAAAAGGAUUGCUGGAAGCGUCCAAUAGUUCCUGGUUCAUCAUGAACAAGCCAACCCUCCAAAGUUGUGUGCUGGAAAUCAAGUUUACUAUACUUGAAGCAAAUCUUAAAUCAAUAAUAAUGAAGAAUCCUAAGGUCGAAGAGAAAUUUAGAGUAAUGAUAAAUAGACUGAGAUAGUUAAAAAAGAUUUGGGAGUGGGAUUGAUGAGCGGAGUAAUCAAUCGAGCUAAAGAAGCUUUUGCCUGUAUUUUUAAAUAACUACAAAUCUGCAAACUGGAAAUGGAGGCUAAUCUUCACCAUUUAAUGUAUCCCAGAAAAAAAGGGGUGCUCAUAUACUUUUGACCAUUGUGCGUCGUAAGAAAGAAAUCAUUUUUCUUUCUAUUGUUUAAAGCUCCUGCUGCUUUUGCUGGACUCAUCUACCUGGUGGUGAGACAGAAGUACUUUGUUGGGUACAUGGGACAAACCUCACAAAGGUAAGAGACAACAACCGACCGCACUGUGUGCACAUUUAUUCAGGUCAUUUUCUCAAUAACGGUUCAUGUCUUUGCAGCACUCCUGGCUACUUGUUCGGAAAGCGUGUGCUCUUCUUCCUGCUCCUGAUGUGCAUUGUGGGUAUUUUUAAUUACCUGUUGGUGCGUCAUUAUGGCAGAGAGUACAAAGACUACGUGGAAACUAUCACCAGUGCAGCUUCUGCUCUGCUCCUUAUCCCUUAAUAGAGGGCACCACAAAACCCAACACAAAAGCUUUUUAGCAACCAAAAAGCUGAAUUAAAAAAUAAAGACUUAAAAUACUCGGCCAGUUUGUGUAUUUGUAGAUGAACUUUUAUUGUGUUUUUUUAAUACAAAAUAUAGAAAACUUCUCACAUAUAAUAUCAU